This is a messenger RNA of Sugiyamaella lignohabitans, 1179 nucleotides long. RefSeq names its product Jlp1p (gene JLP1). The record is from RefSeq and is a predicted model, not a curated record. Bases 1 to 1179 code for a protein of 392 amino acids. Gene Ontology annotation, cellular component: cytoplasm. The transcript has a single exon. Lineage: Eukaryota; Fungi; Ascomycota; Dipodascomycetes; Dipodascales; Trichomonascaceae. Gene Ontology annotation, molecular function: 2-oxoglutarate-dependent dioxygenase activity.
AUGUCACCAGCAGUAGCAACGACCCUUGAAACGGAUCAAUUGGUCAACGAUUUCAAGAAGAAGGUUGGCUUUAAGAGAAACUAUUCUAAGUUGCUCCCUGCCAAUACAUUGGCUAGAUACAAGAAACAUGGUGUUGAUGUUUCUGGCGAGUACCCUGAGGUUCCCACUGAAUAUCCGGUUUUCCUUGAGGAUGCUAUCAAUGUAAGAAAUAAGGACCGUCCUCAUAAUGAGCGAGGUGCUUAUGCCGACAAAGAGAAGAAGGCCCUCUUCGGAGCCGCUAAGGAGGUCAUUAAUCUGACAGCUAAUAUUGGUACUGAGAUUGUUGGACUUCAAUUGGCAGACUUGGACGAUAAGCAAAAAGACGAGCUGGCCUUGUUAAUUGCUGAACGUACUGUUGUCUUCUUCAGAGAUCAGGACUUGUCUCCUAAGAAGCAAUUAGAACUGGGCAAGUACUUUGGUGAAGUCGAGGUCCAUCCUUUGGUACCACAUGUUCCUGGCCUUGAGGGUGUCACUGUUCUAUGGCCUCAACAAAUGCAAAUUGAGGGUGGAAAGGCUACUCACAAGAAGCCACUUGGAACUGCUCAAUGGCACAGUGAUCUGUCCCACGAGUAUAACCCUGCCGGUAUUACUCAUUUACAUAAUGACGCUUUGCCUCCUGGAGGAGCUGGCGGUGACACUGCUUGGGUCAGCGGAUACGGUGCUUAUGAUAAAUUAUCUCCUGCUCUCCAGGAGUUCUUGGAUGGUAAGACUGCUAUCUACAGAUCGGCUCAUUCAUAUAUCGAUAAGAAGAACCCUCUAGGUGGACUCAAGUUCAUUGAGCGUGAACAUCCAAUUGUUAGAACCCAUCCUGCCACUGGUUGGAAGGCACUUUGGAUCAAUCGUCACUACACUACUAGAAUUGUCGGCCUUGAGCCUAACGAGUCUGCUGCUAUCCUUAACCUUUUGUUUGAUGUUUUCGAAAAGAACUUGGACAUCCAAGUGCGUUUCAACUGGCACUCCAAGCCGUCUGCUCCUGGUCGCGGAACUAGUGCUUUAUGGGACAACCGUAUCAGUCAACAUUAUGCUGUGUUUGACUAUGACGAUGAUGAGAGACAUGGUACUCGUGUUGCCGUCUUGUCAGAGCGACCCUACUUUGACAAGAACUCCAAAUCUCGUCGUCAAGCUUUGGGAUUAGAUUAG